Molecule: messenger RNA, 6193 nt
Organism: Myzus persicae (green peach aphid)
Lineage: Eukaryota; Metazoa; Arthropoda; Insecta; Hemiptera; Aphididae
Gene: dsd
Product: attractin-like protein 1
Exons: 23
Coding region: 322-4248 (1308 amino acids)
Cellular component (GO): Golgi apparatus
Molecular function (GO): protein binding
Source: RefSeq, a predicted model, not a curated record
GAUCUCGGGGAUUUAAUUAACAGGGGGUCUAGGUGGCCGUUCAGCGUUUCCAGUACGGACAGAUCCAUAAAAAUAUGAUCUUGGUAACUAAUGAACUGUUCAUGCCUUCAUGGUGACGAGUGACGACUGUGUUUUCUGCUUGCGUGUGCGAGUGCGACGGAGACGAUUAGCUGACGUGAUUAUAGAGAGUGACGGAGCGAGAUAACAACGACGAAAUCAUCAAGAUUCGGGACACUAACAAAAAAAAAGAAAGAAAAGACCCGAUCUCUCCGUCAUCCAGUAUUUGUUAUUUCGGUCGGACGACGAAGACUACCGCACGUCAUGAAACAUGUCUUGUUUGACAUGUUUCUGUUCCUGUUCAAGUCCAAAUAUCGACGGAAAAGGACUGUUCCAUCAAUGACGACUAAGGUGGCUACCAAUUUCGCACCUCUGCUGCUACUGGUAAUCGUUAUCGGUUUAGCAUCCUUGGCACAAUGCUCACUGGACCGGUGCAAAGAUGUCGAGUGUGGCAAUGGAAUCUGCCUGAAUGGAACGUGCCUAUGCAACGACGGAUGGCAAGGCCCUCAGUGCCAGUAUUGUGGUGGCAAAGUCAAAUUAAAUGGAACUUCUGGUUUCAUUUCUGAUGGCAUUGGUAACUACUCGCUGGAUGUAAAGUGUAGUUGGCUUAUAGAAGCUGGAAAUUCUACUAAUUCCACAAUCAGAUUGCAUUUUGAAGAAUUCAUUACUGAAUGUGGUUGGGAUCAUUUAUAUAUAUAUGAUGGAGACAGUGUUCAUUCUCCACUACUUGGUGUUUACAGUGGCCUUAUGUACUCAAAAGAUUACUCCUUGCAGAGCAUACCAGAAAUAGUUGCCCAUUCCGGAUUUGCACUAUUACAUUUUUAUAGUGAUAUUGCAUAUAAUUUAUCUGGUUUUAAUAUUUCUUACAGUUUAAAUACAUGCCCAAGUACAACUUCCUCUAAAGAAUGUUCAGGACAUGGUGUUUGUCUAGACUCUGUAUGUACUUGUGAUGCCCAAUUUAUUGGUGAAGCUUGUCACAUUCCGAUUUGUCCAAAUCAGUGCACGGCCAGCAAUGGGGUAUGUGAUAAGGAACAACAUCGCUGUGUCUGCAAUCCAAAAUAUAAAGGUGAUGACUGUAGUCAAGUAGCUGAACACGGUUACUGGGAAUUAUUGAAGACAAGUGAUUUUGUUCCGCAAGGAUCUGCAUCUCAUACAGCUGUCGUAUGGCAAGACUCUAUGUAUAUUGUUGGGGGAGAAUCUUUUAAAAAAGGACAUAUGUUAUAUGUUUAUGAUUUCAAUGGUCAUGUAUGGGAAACACCUCAUGUAAUAAGCAAAACAGCACCAACCAUACGAUAUGGACAUUCGUCUGUGCUAUUUGGUGACAAGAUUUAUGUUUAUGGAGGAGUAAAAGAAGAUGGUAUUGUGUGUAAUGAAUUGUGGGCUUAUGACAUAAGUGCCAAGUCCUGGGAAAAUGUCACAGUUAAUACUGGUUCAUGUGAACGUAACCUUAUGAACAUUGGCUUCACAAAUCAAGCAUUAUGUGGACCAUUACGUAGUGCUGGACACACAGCCACAUUGGUGCCACCUUCAUAUAUAUCACAAUCUACUUCUUCUGGAUCUGGUUCUAGAUAUGUAACAGAACGAAUGAUUAUUAUUUUUGGACAUUCUCCUACUUAUGGUUUUAUGAAUUUUGUUCAAGAAUAUUAUUUUGGCACUAGAGAAUGGGCAGUUGUAAAGACUAAAGGUUAUCCAGUUAAAGGUGGAUACGGGCACAGUGCUGCUUGGGAUCCUGUGACAGAACGUAUUCUUGUAUAUGGUGGCUAUGUGUCAAUGAGUCCUCUGCAAUCGGCUUUAUCUUCAAAACUUUAUGCAUAUGAUCCUUACUCACAUACAUGGUAUUUAAUGAGUGACGGUCCUAGUGGUAGAUUUUUACACAGUGGUUCUAUGUUGAAUCCUACUGGAGGUUUAAUGUUGAUAUAUGGUGGAAACAUACAUAAUGAUACUGGAGUAAAUUUGGUUUCAUCUGGCGGUCAGUGUUAUACUGCACAACCAUUACUUUAUGAUACUUAUUGUGAUUCAUGGACACAAAUGGCAUUGCCUUCAAAUUUAUUCACCAGUCUCAUGCGAUUUGGACAUUCUGCAAUAACAUUUGAAAAAUCUAUGUAUAUUUAUGGUGGUUUCAACGGCCAAAUGCUCAAUGACAUUCUCAAAUUUUCUCCUGGAAAUUGUUCAUCAAAUAAUAUGAUAACUAAUUGUUUGAAUAGUCGUCAUUUUGGUGUUAAAUGCGUCUGGGAUAACGAAAAAGCCAUUUGUUUACCAUUUUCAGAAAUCCCAGCUAUUCCACCCAGUAUAGAUUUUGAAUCAACUUACAGCCGUUGUCCAGAAGAAAGUAAGUCCCAAGUAACAGGAAUUAUCGAUCAGUGCAAGCGGCAAAGUACAUGUGAAUCAUGCGUUCAUACUCAUCGUUGUGGUUGGUGCCCAUUAUCAAAUUCCUGUGUACAUGAUAUAGAACAAUGUACUACAAUGAAUAGAGAUGAUAUACCAUAUAGAAGUGAACGUCCAAUAACAUCAGGUUAUCAAUGUACUAAUGAAAAUGCUGACCAUAUGCGUUGCAACCAUCUUCAUUCUUGUCAAUAUUGUGUUACUCAUACUGGAUGUCAUUGGAAUUCCAAGAUUGAAGUUCCUAUAUGUGUGCCAAUCACAAACAAAUCCAUGAUUCAAGAUUUUACAUCACCCGAUGUAUGUGAAAGUGUUUGCGACCAUUAUACUGAGUGUACCAAUUGUACAAAAGAUGAAUGCAUUUGGUGUCAGAAUAAUGAACGAUGCAUUGACAAAAAUGCGUAUACAUCUUCAUUUCCGUACGGUCAAUGUAGAGAAUGGACAACAGAUGAGCACCGUUGUAGAACUUCACCAGGGAAUUCACAGUGCAAUUACUAUAGGACUUGUAUUGAUUGUCGAGAUGAUCCAGAGUGUGGUUGGUGUGAUGACGGUUCGGGUACUGGUUUAGGUUCGUGCAUGGCGGGUGGCAAUACACCACCCCAAUCAUGUUCUCAAAAUAAAUGGUACUUCACUCACUGCCCAACUUGCCAGUGCAAUGGCCACAGCACUUGUAUGAAUAAUACUGACGUGUGUAUACACCCAUGUUCAAAUAACACAGAAGGCCAAAACUGUGAGACGUGUAUUAAAGGAUUCUAUGGGAACCCAGUCAAUGGUGGUGAAUGUAAAGAAUGCCGGUGUAACAAUCAAGGUAAUCAUUGUAAUCAAGAGAAUGGAAAAUGCUAUUGUACUACAAAAGGGAUAAUCGGAGAUAACUGUGAGAAAUGUGACACAAAUAACCAUUAUCUGGGAGACCCAUCUAAUCACGGUUCCUGUUUCUAUGAUCUGACCAUUGAUUAUCAAUUCACGUUUAACCUGUCUAAAAAAGAUGAUCUGAGGUUUACACAAAUCAAUUUUCAAAAUUCGCCUUCAAAGUCUGAUGUUGACGCCGACUUUAGCAUCACCUGUUCGGUGAUGGCCAAGAUGAACAUCACCGUCAGACCUGCGUCCGGGCCAGAAAAAAUGCUACUUCCGUUACAAAACUGCACAAAUUUCAGAACUAAGUUUUUGAAAUCUGAAUACAUGUUUGGCACUGGAGACAACAUGUCACUGACAACAUUUUAUGUUUACGUUUAUGAUUUCAAACCUCCGCUCUGGAUACAGAUAUCGUUUUCUCAGUAUCCAAAAUUAAAUCUCCAACAGUUUUUCAUCACAUUCUCUUCAUGUUUCUUGCUAUUGCUGUUGGUGGCUGCCAUAUUGUGGAAACUCAAACAGAAAUAUGACAUGUAUCGCAGAAGACAGAGAAUGUUCGUGGAAAUGGAACAGAUGGCCAGCAGACCGUUUUCGGUGGUUGAGGUGGAAAUAGAAAAACGCAAUUCCAUUCUUGGUAACCAGAUACCGACCAUUUCUGUUUCGAGCAAUUUGAGAAAACGCAAAAUCGACGUACCAAAUCCAGUGGCCUUGGAACCUUGCGCCGGCAAUCGAGCAGCCGUAUUGACGUUGCUCGUCAGACAGCCGACAGGCAACGAUAGAUUCACACCACACGGAUACUCGGGCCUGGCGAUAGCGUCUGCUCUGGUGGUGGUCGGCAACGUUCAACAUUCCAAGACCAACGGGAUCGACAACAGCAGUUCUCCGCUACCGGGCAAAGAAGACGUCCGCUGGACCGGCAGGGGCUUGAAAGCCAGUCAGCAUCCGAGCGAAGCGCGAAUUUAAGAUAACGACACUCACAAUCUCUCUUCUCUUCACCGGCUUCGUCGGCGGGAUUUCUUCGCUCUGCAGCGUAACAUUUAUAACAAUAUUAUAAUCGUAUAAAAAAAUACCUACACCUUAAUAUAUAUAUAUAUAUACACACAUAUAUUUAUUUAUGUGUGUGUAUGUAUAUAUAUUUACACUGUGUGUAUAGUCGAACCCGAUAAGACUGAUGAGAUCGUAUAUAUUAUUAUAAUAUACGUUUAUACGGUGCAUUUAUGUAAUACUUUACUACUAUAUUUAAUAUUAUAUACAAUUAAUGUAAUACUACUACUACUACUACUACUACUACUACUACUGCUAUACUACUACUACUACCAGCACUACUAAACUAUCCGUAGGUUUCAGAAUCAAUCUGAUAUUCUUAAGGCCGUCAGAUUGGUUUAUGAACGACAGAACAUAGGUACGAUCGAAUAUAAUAGUAUUAUACAUAAUACCACUCUACCACUCUAGGCCUGUUUCUCUUUUAAAUAUUUUUACCUCUGUGCUGGCGAGUGUUCGUUACAUUUUUAUUGUUAAGACGCCGCGCACGGCCCAUUUCUUUGUAAUCUCGUAUAGGCAGUGGCGUCACUAGGGGGGGCUCCCCCCAGGAUUUUAGUUGCACCAAUGCAUUUAGGCACGAUACUUUGAAUCUCAUCUUGAUCCGUAGACUUCCAUAGCACACAAAAAUCUCAAAUCUGCGUCUUAAUCACCAAUUGAUGAACACGCCAUACGUUACGAUGUGUUUAUGGGAGUUCUUCUAGAUUGACUUAUGCCCCCCCUCACCAGUCACCUAUGAUUUAUCGUUUAUUUUUUAGCUUGCCUGCCAAUGUCUGCCAUCGCCAUGUAUACUCACUCGUUCAGUGUGCAAUAGUUCUUUCCUCGAGUUGCACAUUCCUAAUUCCUAUAUAGUAAUAUAUUAUUAUGCCAUAGCUCUUGAGAGACGUUUUGAGUGUACUAUGCCUCGUAGGUAGAAUAUAUAAUAUUACGCAUGUCGUCAUUGUGAUUAUUAUAUUGAUAAAAUAUUUACGAAUACCUUUAAAAUUUGUACGAUAUUAUACUUAUUUAAUAUAUUUAUUAUUAUUGUGUAUAACUGUAAGUUACAGUCUGAAACACCUGUAAAUGCUAAAUAGUAUUAUGAUCAUAGUUGUUACUUGUUGUUCGAUAGACAUUAGACAGUAUUUCUUUGCAGUACCUAUAUGUACGGACCGUUCGAAAACGUCGCGCCUCCCUCCUCUCAUCCAUUUCGUGACACACUUCACCGGCCCUUAAAUCACUUAAUCUCUCGAAAAUUAAAUUCCUCGUUACAGUCACGAACAAUUUGAAGAAAUAUUCCGACAGCGGCUACCGACCACAGCCCGGCUGUUUCUACUUCCAUCGUUCGCAUUCGAUCCAACUCCGUCCUUAGUGUAUCAGUCGUUUCCCAAUUUUCCAUUUCCCAACAGUAAUUUGUCGCAAUGUAUUCUAUCUGUUCUAAAAUAUUAUGUAGGUACAUACCUAUGGACUUGACGUGAAGUUUCUCGGCCGGUUUUCAUUAUUCUUUUCGGGUGGUUUUUUUUUUCGAUCUUCAACAUUAAUUUGCACAUUGCCUACAUAAUUAUGAUAAUAUAUAUUAUGGGAAGUAAUCCGGAGCGGGUCCAAAUUCAAAAUCGUUCGUCCAGCGGGUGUCCGGCAUGACACGACGACGACACGCGUAUUCGGUAAAGCCCAUUUUCUCAUUUUAAUAUAUUGUAAUAAUACUGCGGUACGAUAAAUUUUAUAAGAAUUAUUUAUUUAUAUAAAUUAUAUAUUAUUAAUUAUUAUGUGUUCUGAUAAAAAGAAGCGUAUUAUUUAUAAUAAAUAUUUUCUGUGAUUUUAGAUUGGCUUACUCAAUUGUGAGUGGUUUUUCUUUAUAUAUAGUGUUAACUAUUUUAUGUUUUUGUAUGUAUAU